CAGAAGGCGAUUGGCCUUUGCUGCCGUCCAAUCGGGGGCGGGCUGUCGGAUUCAAAUCGAGGGCGUUGGGCUUGCAGUCGUUGGUCUUAUUGGAGUUGUUGCCCUCGCGUGAGGAGGACGUGUGUCUGGCUGAGCUCUUGUUGAUUUCGCGUUUGCUUCGUUUUUCUCCUCGUUGUGCGCCAGUAGGAUGGCUCAUAAGCAGAUUUACUACUCGGACAAGUAUUUCGACGAGCACUACGAGUACAGGCAUGUCAUGUUACCCAGAGAAUUGUCUAAACAAGUGCCCAAAACUCAUCUGAUGUCUGAAGAGGAGUGGAGACGACUUGGUGUCCAACAGAGUCUAGGCUGGGUUCAUUACAUGAUUCAUGAGCCAGAACCGCAUAUUCUUCUUUUUAGACGACCUCUUCCAAAAGAGCAACAAAAAUGAAAUUUAUUUUGGAUCAACAGUUAAAUCUUUUUCAAAUUUAAUGUAUAUGUGUAUAUAAGGUAGUAUUCAGUGAAUACUUGAAAAAUGUACAAAUCAUUCAUCCAUAUCUGUGCAUGAGCUGUAUUCUUCACAGCAACAGAGCUCAGUUAAAUGCAACUACAAGUGGGUUAUUGUAAGGUGUUUAAGACAGUUCUUCUAGAUAGUUUUUCUCUUAAUAU
Messenger RNA from Fukomys damarensis (Damara mole-rat), 645 nucleotides. It is a transcript of the gene Cks2, whose product is annotated as CDC28 protein kinase regulatory subunit 2. Gene Ontology annotation, cellular component: SCF ubiquitin ligase complex; cyclin-dependent protein kinase holoenzyme complex. NCBI's taxonomy places the organism in Eukaryota, Metazoa, Chordata, Mammalia, Rodentia, Bathyergidae. The transcript is spliced from 3 exons. Bases 188 to 427 code for a protein of 79 amino acids. Gene Ontology annotation, biological process: regulation of mitotic cell cycle. The record is from RefSeq and is a predicted model, not a curated record. Gene Ontology annotation, molecular function: ubiquitin binding; protein kinase binding; cyclin-dependent protein serine/threonine kinase activator activity.